Messenger RNA from Abrus precatorius (Indian licorice), 1333 nucleotides. RefSeq names its product tryptophan synthase alpha chain-like. The record is from RefSeq and is a predicted model, not a curated record. Gene Ontology annotation, molecular function: tryptophan synthase activity. NCBI's taxonomy places the organism in Eukaryota, Viridiplantae, Streptophyta, Magnoliopsida, Fabales, Fabaceae. The transcript has 10 exons. Bases 179 to 1129 code for a protein of 316 amino acids. Gene Ontology annotation, cellular component: chloroplast; cytosol. Gene Ontology annotation, biological process: L-tryptophan biosynthetic process.
AAUACUGCAUAGGAAAGGGGUUGCAGCAGAGAGAGAGAGAGAGAGAGAGAGAGAGAGAUAAGGGCUCAUAGUCACGAAGGGGAAGAAAAAGCGUCAACUCAGUCUUUGAUUCUGAGUCUUUGGCAACGUCACUUUCACUCGUUUCGAUUUCUAGCUCAGUGGAAGACAACUCAUUUUUAUGGCUAUUUCCCUGAAGUCAAAUUGCUUCUUGCUAUUGAAGAAACCCGAGGCCAGUUUCCAGGCUGGUUUUUGCCCCAAGAGAACCACAGUCUCUGUUAAAAGAUACACUCCAGUGGCUGCUAUCAAGACCAUGGAAGCUGUGGGGCUAUCUGAAACAUUUACCAAAUUGAAAGAAAAGGGAAAAUAUAUUUGUUUGAAGGUGGCUUUCAUCCCAUACAUAACAGCUGGUGAUCCUGACCUUUCAACCACUGCAGAAGCGCUGAAAGUGCUUGAUUCAUGUGGGUCUGACAUAAUUGAGCUUGGUGUUCCAUACUCUGAUCCCUUGGCUGAUGGUCCUGUUAUCCAGGCUGCUGCAACAAGAUCUCUAGCAAAGGGGACCAAUUUUAAUGCAAUUAUUUCUAUGUUGAAGGAGGUUGUUCCACAAUUGUCAUGUCCACUUGCUCUAUUUACAUAUUACAAUCCAAUACUGAAGCGUGGUACUGAGAAAUUUAUGUCCACCAUAAGAGACACUGGUGUACAUGGACUUGUAGUCCCAGAUGUCCCUCUGGAGGAGACGGAGAAUUUGAGGACAGAAGCUAAGAAGAAUGGAAUUGAACUGGUGCUCCUCACAACACCCACUACACCAACAAACCGAAUGAAAGCCAUUGUUGAUGCUGCAGAAGGAUUUGUGUAUCUUGUGAGCUCGGUGGGUGUCACUGGAGCCCGAGCAUCAGUUAGUAAUAAUGUUCAGGGUCUGUUGCAGGAAAUAAAACAGGCAACAACUAAACCUGUGGCAGUUGGUUUCGGAAUAUCAAAACCCGAGCAUGUGAAACAGGUGGCAGGAUGGGGAGCUGAUGGUGUGAUUGUUGGCAGUGCUAUGGUGAAGUUACUUGGUGAGGCCAAAUCUCCUCAAGAGGGACUGAGAGAGCUGGAAAAUUUCACCCGCUCCCUGAAAGAGGCACUACCUUGAAAAUAAUCUUUAAGAGCUUGAACUUCUAGUAUUUGUCUCUUCAUAGACAUUGGACUGAAUAAGGACAUAUGUUGUCUAAUUAUUAUUGAUUUUGCAUGUCCGUGAUAGUGUUAUUAUCAAGACUCUGUUCCUUUUCCCUUUUCAAUUGUGAUUGGAUCUUAGUUAUGAAAAGUAAAUGUCCCAUAUUGAGUUGUGCCAACUGGA